AUGGUAUAUGCCCUUGAUUACAAGAAACAUUCUGAGAAGUUCAAGGGGAGCAAGUGCAAACACUCCUUUUGCUCUGAUUGCAUAUCCAACCACGUCGCUGCUCAGAUUCAACAAAACAAUCUCAAGGUGAAUUGUCCAGAAUUUAAUUGCGGUGAGGAAUUGAAGCAAAAAAAUUUGCAACCGAUUUUACCUAAAGAAGUUUUUGAUCGAUGGGAAUCGGUGAGGUGCAAGUCUUUGAUUUCUGUGGGGACAAAGACUUAUUGCCCCUAUAAGAAUUUCUCUGUUUUGACUGUGGAUGAUGGUGGAGAAGUUCUGACCAGUGCUGAGUGUCCCUCUUGCCACAGGCUGUUCUGUGCUCAGUGUUUGGUUCCUUGGCAUGCAGGGAUGAAUUGCGAGAAAUUCAAGAAGAAGUCUAAGUCUAUUAUGCCCAAAGAAGAAGUUUUAGAGAGCAAGUGUUGGAAAUUUUAUUGUAUUUCAAAAGUUCAUACACAUUUUGCAUGUGCUUACCGUCCACUUUAA
This is a messenger RNA of Lotus japonicus, 519 nucleotides long. RefSeq lists its product as uncharacterized. The transcript has a single exon. Gene Ontology annotation, molecular function: zinc ion binding; ubiquitin conjugating enzyme binding; ubiquitin protein ligase activity. The coding region runs from base 1 to 519 and encodes 172 amino acids. The record is from RefSeq and is a predicted model, not a curated record. Gene Ontology annotation, biological process: protein polyubiquitination; positive regulation of proteasomal ubiquitin-dependent protein catabolic process; ubiquitin-dependent protein catabolic process. NCBI's taxonomy places the organism in Eukaryota, Viridiplantae, Streptophyta, Magnoliopsida, Fabales, Fabaceae. Gene Ontology annotation, cellular component: cytoplasm; ubiquitin ligase complex.